CUCUCUCUGCCAUUUUCCUUCGAUGAGGAAACAUCUAAGGAUGCCCUCUUGGCUCUCAGCCAAGAGAGGAGAUAAGGACUAUCUUGCUACAAGAUAGAUUCUGAAUGUAUGUAACCUUUUAAGCUGUCUGCCUUCUGGGAUCAUAUUGUGAACAGAACGUGAGUAAACUCUUUUAUACUUUUAUAAAGACUGUGUCGUGUCUUGUAUUUUAAGAGGGAACAAAAGGGAAAUUACCAGAGUAAUUAUUAUAGAGGUUCUAGCGAACCUGUGCACACGUUACCGUUGCGAACUUAAAGGGGAAUGUUUAUAAACUCUGCUGAUAUUUUGGGAACUUGUUAGCACAAGUUGGAUAAGGAUAUAAUUAGUCAAUAUAUCCUCUCCUGCACCCCAGAACAUUCCCACAUAAGUCUGGGCUUGGGCCAGGCAAAAGCUACGGUCAGGCAAAGAAUAUUAGACACCGAGAGAAAGCAGGACUGUGCAAGGUGCCCCGACUAUAGAAUUGGAGAAAUCGAGAGAGAUAUAGCCGCACCAGCAGCGUAUCUCUUCUUUCUUGUAUCUAGGGAUGCAAGAAGAGCCUUUACACUCGCCAGAAGCUCGGCUCUUCCCUCGCUGGUCCUGGAUGGAGCCUUUAGAAGGGUCCCGUAUGCUCAGAGAGUUUGCACCUGUCCACUGGGAGAGAUAGGAAGCCCAGAACACUUGUUCUUUGUUGUUGUUGUUUAGUCAUUUAGUCGUGUCUGACUCUUCGUGGCCCCAUGGACCAGAGCACUCCAGGCACUCCUGUCUUCCACUGCCUCCCGCAGUUUGGUCAGACUCAUGUUUGUAGUUUCGAGAACACUGUCCAACCACAAAAGUAUAUAUCUGUGGCUUAGGAGAAAAGGCGCAUUAAAAAUGCGUUGUUGUUGUUUAGUCGUGUCCGACUCUUCGUGACCCCAUGGACCAGAGCACGCCAGGCACUCCUGUCUUCCACUGCCUCCUGCAGGUUCAUCAAAUUCAUGUUGGUAGUUUCGAGAACACUGUCCAACCAUUUUGUCCUCUGUCGUCUCCUUCGCCUUGUGCCCUCAAUCUUUCCCAACAACAGGGUCUUUUCCAGGGAGUCUUCUCUUCUCAUGAGGUGGCCAAAGUAUUGGAGCCUCAGCUUCACGAUCUGUCCUUCCAAUGAGCACUCAGGGCUGAUUUCCUUAAGAAUGGAUGCAUUUGAUCUUCUUGCAGUCCAUGGGACUCUCAAGAGUCUCCUCCAGCACCAGAAUUCAAAAGCAUCAAUUCUUCGGCGAUCAGCCUUCUUUAUGGUCCAGCUCUCACUUCCAUACAUCACUACUGGGAAAACCAUAGCUUUAACUAUACAGACCUUUGUUGGCAAGGUGAUGUCUCUGCUUUUUAAGAUGCUGUCUAGGUUUACCAUCGCCUUUCUCCCAAGGAGCAGACGUCUUUUAAUUUCGUGACUGCUGUCACCAUCUGCAGUGAUCAUGGAGCCCAAGAAAGUAAAAUCUCUCACUGCCUCCAUUUCUUCCCCUUCUAUUUGCCAGGAGGUGAUGGGCCCAGUGGCCAUGAUCUUCGUUUUUUUGAUGUUGAGCUUCAGACCAUAUUUUGCACUCUCCUCUUUCACCCUCAUUAAAAGGUUAAUUCCUCUUCACUUUCUGCCAUCAGGGUUGUGUCAUCUGCAUAUUGUUGAUAUUUCUUCCGGCGAUCUUAAUUCCGGCUUGGGAUUCAUCCAGCCCAGCCUUUCGCAUGAUGAAUUCUGCAUAUAAGUUAAAUAAGCAGGGAGACAAUAUACAGCCUUGCCGUACUCCUUUCCCAAUUUUGAACCAAUCAGUUGUUCCAUAUCCAGUUCUAACUGUAGCUUCUUGUCCCACAUAGAGAUUUCUCAGGAGACAGAUGAGGUGAUCAGGCACUCCCAUUUCUUUAAGAACUUGCCAUAGUUUGCUGUGAUCGACACAGUCAAAGGCUUUUGCAUAGUCAAUGAAGCAGAGGUAGAUGUAUUUCUGGAACUCUCUAGCUUUCUCCAUAAUCCAGCGCAUGUUUGCAAUUUGGUCUCUGGUUCCUCUGCCCCUUCGAAAUCCAGCUUGCACUUCUGGGAGUUCUCGGUCCACAUACUGCUUAAGCCUGCCUUGUAGAAUUUUAAGCAUAACCUUGCUAGCGUGUGAAAUGAGUGCAAUUGUGCAGUAGUUGGAGCAUUCUUUGGCACUGUCCUUCUUUGGGAUUGGGAUGUAGACUGAUCUUCUCCAAUCCUCUGGCCACUGCUGAGUUUUCCAAAUUUGCUGGCAUAUUGAAUGUAGCACCUUAACAGCAUCAUCUUUUAAAAUUUUAAAUAGUUCAGCUGGAAUAUCAUCACUUCCACUGGCCUUGUUAUUAGCAGUGCUUUCUAAGGCCCAUUUGACUUCACUCUCCAGGAUAUCUGGCUCAAGGUCAGCAACCACACUACCUGGGGUAUACGAGACAUCCAUUUCUUUCUGGUAUAGUUCCUCUGUGUAUUCUUGCCACCUCUUCUUGAUGUCUUCUGCUUCUGUUAGGUCCUUUCCACUUUUGUCUUUUAUUAUGGUAAUCUUUGUACAAAAUGUUCCUUUCAUAUCUCCAAUUUUCUUGAACAGAUCUCUGGUUUUUCCCAUUCUAUUGUUUUCCUCUAUUUCUUUACAUUGCUCGUUUAAGAAGGCCUUCUUGUCUCUCCUUGCUAUUUUUUUUGGAAAUCUGCAUUCAAUUUCCUGUAUCUUUCACUAUCUCCCUCGCAUUUUGCUUGCCUUCUCUCCCCCGCUAUUUGUAAGGCCUCGUUGGACAGUCACUUUGCUUUCUUGCAUUUCCUUUUCAUUGGGAUGGUUUUAGUUGCUGCCUCCUGUAUAAUGUUACGAGCCUCCAUCCUUAGUUCUUCAGGCACUCUGUCCAGCAAAUCUAAAUCCUUAAACCUGUUCCUCACUUCCACUGUGUAUUCAUAAGGGAUUUGACUUAGAUUGUAUCUUACCGGCCCAGUGGUUUUUCCUACUUUCUUCAGUUUAAGCUUGAAUUUUGCUAUAAGAAGCUAAUGAUCUGAGCCACAGUCAGCUCCAGGUCUUGUUUUUGCUGACUGUAUAGAGCUUCUCCAUCUUUGGCUGCAGAGAAUAUAAUCAAUCUGAUUUCGAUGCUGCCCAUCUGGUGAUGUCCAUGUGUAGAGUCGUCUCUUGUGUUGUUGGAAAAGAGUGUUUGUGAUGACCAGCUUCUUCUCUUGACAGAACUCUAUUAGCCUUUGCCCUGCUUCGUUUUGAACUCCAAGGCCAAACUUGCCAGUUGUUCCUUUUAUCUCUUGACUCCCUACUUUAGCAUUCCAAUCCCCUAUAAUGAGAAGAACAUCCUUCUUUGGUGUCAUUUCUAUAAGGUGUUGUAGGUCUUCAUAGAACUGGUCAAUUUCAGUUUCUUCAGCACCAGUGGUUGGUGCAUAAACUUGGAUUACUGUGAUGUUAAAAGGUCUGCCUUGGAUUCGUAUCGAGAUCAUUCUAUCAUUUUUGAGAUUGCAUCCCAGUACAGCUUUUGCCACUCUUUUGUUGACUAUGAGGGCCACUCCAUUUCAUUUACAGGAUUCUUGCCCACAGUAGUAGAUAUGAUGGUCAUCCGAACUGAAUUUGCCCAUUUCUGUCCAUUUUAGUUCACUGAUGCCCAGGAUGUCAAUAUUUAUUCUUGCCAUCUCAUUUUUGACCACAUCCAACUUACCCAGGUUCAUGGUUCUUACAUUCCAGGUUCCUAUGCAAUAUUUUUCUUUUCUUUACAGCAUUGGACUUUCCUUUCGCUUCCAGGCAUAUCCGCAACUGAGCGUCCUUUCGGCUUUGGCCCAGCCGCUUCAUCAGCUCUGAAUCUACUUGUACUUGUCCUCUGCUCUUCCUCAGUAGCAUGUUGGACGCCUUCCAACCUGAGGGGCUCAUCUUCCAGCGUCAUAACUUUUAUAUGCCUGUUGUCUUUGUCCAUGGAGUUUUCUUGGCAGGAAUACUGGAGUGGCUUGCCGGUUCCUGCUCCAGGUGGAUCAUGUUUGGUCAAAACUCUCCACUAUGACCUGUCCAUCUUGGGUGGCCCUGCACGGCAUAGCUCAUAGCUUCUCUGAGUUAUUCAAGCCCCUUCGCCAUGGCAAGGCAGUGAUCCAUGAAGGGGACUUGUUCUUUAGAUGUCCCUUUUAUGAAGAGGCACGUAGUAAGAUCAUGGAUCCCCUACUGGUGAGGUUCACCGACCUCCCGCAAAAACAAAAAUUUGACCUUUUGCUGUUAGGCAAAGAGCAGAAGAUGACCUGGAUGGUCGCCAGAUUCUGUGUACAGAUCUGUAGGCGCAGACCAUCGCCCAACUCAAAAUAGUCCGGCAUGAAAAGCCCUGACUCUGAGUCAACUCCCUGGGAUAGUUUAUUGUUGUACAUUUGUAGUGAAGUUAAGGAUUUCAAACUUUGGUCAAGAAAGGAGCAGAGUAUGGUGGGUAAUCAAAAAGCCACAAGAGUUAUGGGAAAGAGGUCUGUUGCUUUAACCCUACAGACCGACAGUCUCCAAAUGUGUAAAUUGUUAUCUUAGGAAGGAAGUUCUCUAGUUUGAUUUGGGGGCUUGACACCUGGGGCUCCAGCUAUUCACACCCACCUAGUCUUGUUAUCAGUCUUUUAAUUACCUGGGAAUGUGCAUCUGUGAAACAUCUGAGGAAAGGGGUGAGCCCUUUGAUCCAGGUUCUGGGAACUUAAUGAGCUCAGCUGUCACAAGUUAAAAUUAUUAGCCCAUAAGCUGCUCAUUGGUGAAUUUGAAUGUAAUCAAGAAUUGUGAUUGGGUCUGGGUUCUGGUUCCACGUGAGAUUUGUGAGUAAAGAUCCUAAAAAUGGCUGAAAAAGCGCGCUCUGCAACCUGCGAUUCGCCUGGCUGUUAGCGUACCACCUUGCUGGCAGCUGUCCUGUGUCUCUUUGUAAUGGAGAUUCCUGCUGACUUUGUAAUGCGGAUCUACUGAAGGACUUUGAAACUAUCCUAUCUCUGUCUUUGUUCUUAGAAGUGAGUAUCUUAGUUAGCUAUACUAAACAAUGUCUUUAUUUUAUCUGUCCGCAAGAUACAAAAGAUGUGCCUGCUUUUUAAGCAUGUUAACUUUGUGUUUUUUAAAAUAAAUUUAAAAAAAAGAAACUUUCUUUUGUCUUAUGUGCCAAUCUGAGGGAAAAUCUAAGUCCAUCGCCUGACUACCGUAUUUUUCGCACCAUAGGGCGCACCGGACCAUAGGGCGCACCUAGUUUUGGGAGGCGGAAAACAAGAAAAAAUUAUUCUGAACCCCAGAAGCCAGAACAGCAAGAGGGAUCUGGCUUCUGGGAUACCGUGCGGCUGUUCUGGCUUCUGGGAUAACCGCGCCAAGCCUCUUCAGGGCAGCGGGAUGAAGGCUCCCCCUGCCCGAAGAGGCUGCGCAGGGCUAAGGCAGAAGCCAGGACAGGCGUGUCGCUGAAGGGGCGCUGCGCCUUCUCUCUCUCUGCGCAGCGCCUCUCCUUCACAGGGGUCCCUUCUGUUCCUCCUCCGGCUUCCAGGACAGGCGCGUCGCUCAAGGGGUGCUGCACCUUCUCCCUCUCUGUGCAGCGCCUCUCCUUCACAGGAGAGGCACUGCGCAGAGAGGGAGAAGGCGCAGCGCCCCUUUAGCAAAGCUGGAGGCCUCCGGCUUCCAGGUCAGGCAAGCCGCCGUGAAGCCAAGGAGCCUACAUUCGCUCCAUAGGACGCACACACAUUUCCCCUUCAUUUUUGGAGGAGGAAAAGUGCUUCCUAUAGAGCGAAAAAUACGGUACUUGGUUACGCUAUACCUGAUGAGUUUCUGCCUGCAAGUUUGUGGAAGCAGCUUGCAGAGUGGGGCAACCGGAAACAAAGGAGCAUAGUCUUCUCCCUUGGACUGUGCCUCCUGGUGCCCUGAGACGAGGGAGUGGUGGCAGCAUUACCUUUUCUGUUGUGUUGUGUUUUGUCAAAAAGUAAAUGGCUGCCGGCCUCCGUUCCAGAAACCUGACCCAGCUGGAGGGUAAGGGCAGGUGAGGGAGGGGCGAGUGGCCGGAGCCCCUUUACUACAACAAAUUAUUUCUCAAUUUAUUGUUGUACAUUGUUUCAAUUGUCUGUUUUAACCAUAUUUGCACAGCAGUUUCUAAUGUUGUGAGUUGUCCUCUAUUUCAGAGGCUUCUACUCUGCAGCCUCUUAUAGUUGUUUUAACUGCAAGUCUUUUAGUUCUUAUGCUCUUACAGUUGUUUUAACUGCGUGUCUUUGUUUUUUAGUUCUUAUCUGUUUUAAUUAUCAGUUUUUAUCCAUCCAUUAUCCGUGUUUAAUCUUGUAUUUUAUUCAAAUAUUUUUGUUGGCUAUUUGCAGUUUAGUAGCGCUGCAGAGAGCUUGCUGGGGAGACCAUGCAUUAAAAAGGGACUCAAAAAUAACUUAAACAAGGUUCUAAUAACAAAAACAAAAACUCCUUAUACACUAAACACAUCAACAACAAACCAGACCCAACCACCAACCCAUCCCCCAGGGUAAUGGGAGCUAGGUGCUGCUCCUUAUAUACUACACCCAAUUGCUGACACAGCUUGAUUAACACAACUCAGCAGCACCUGCUAUGUUUCACAGCUGUAAGACCAGGUCUUGUUAUUUGCCCUGGCCCUUAAAGACAUACACAAAGCCACUUCCGGCCUGCCCAGGAGGUGGGGUUGCGGGCUUCACGCCCACCCCCACGUGAGCGGGGGCUGGUUUCAGCCCCCGCGAGAGCAGGGGAAUCCCGGCCGUGUCUGCCCUAUUUAGGGCUGGCGCAGAGGGGGCUCACCCUCUUUUCGCCAGCUAGCCGCCACGUUUUCCCGCCCUCCCUCCCUUUAGGUAGGUCUCUGACUUUGCUAUGGACUUCGGUCUGUUGCCGCAUGGGACAUGGUAGGAAUUUUUCCCAAUUGGCAAUUUACAGCCAUUUGGUUUUUCGCCUACCUCGUAGCAACUCGUCACAACUCUUCGGCAUUGGCGGUAGGCAUUGGUAAGAAGGGGUUAAGAGGAGGGGGGGGACGCCAUCACCUCCCCCCAGUGAGCGAAGGGUGGUCCGUUAAAGGACUCCGGGGGGCGUGGCCCUGUCUGAAGCCUAUGGAGGUGUGGGCCAAAGGCACGCCCCAGAGCGGUGACCCGGGGGAGCUCCUAGUCAACGUGCCUCGGCGGGAGACUCCCCCAAUAUAGUGUUAACCCUUCCCCGUGUCUCCAGCAAAUGGGCUGGAGCCGGAUAGUCGUUAGGACCAAUGCCUAAGCCAAUGCCUCUCAUUCCUGAAUUCAAUAAAGUUGUGGCCUAAUUCGCCCAUUUAACCUUAAACCAUGGUGUCUCGUGUCUUUAUUUAUCCUGGUGGGGGGCGGGAACUCGCCACGCAACUUGUGAAGCAAUAAGGAACCUUCACAUUUUAAAGUGGCCAUUCAACAGUUUUAUCCUAUGCCUGUUUCUUUGUCCUCAUUUGCUCUAACAAUUAUCAGUUAAAAAAAAAAAUCCUAACUGCCACUUUAUUUAUAUGCUCUUUCUUUUUUUUAUCCUGGUCUGUGACCAUAAUAAAGUUCAUACAAGUAGGUUCCAGAGUUAAGUCCCCUGGCCAUGGCAACCUACACUUACCUCCAGGAGUCUUCGGGACGCCAUCCUCGCCUGUAGUGACUGCGCGAAGGCCACUACAGGCGACCUCUGCCAACCUCGGGAUGCUGAGGAACCUCAAACGGUCACAAGCUCCGUUGCUAGGCAACGGCAGUUGAGAAGAUGGAAUUCCCGGCCUCAGGGCCAAGGUUCUAGGAGAGUCCGUGUGGCCUAGUGGUUAGAACAAUGUUAAUGCCAUGCAACGCUAGGGUGAUAUAUAUAUAUUCUUUGAAAUGUACACUUAAUACUUUUUCUAUUAUUUGUAUCCUGCUUUGCAGACUCUUGUUGUCUCCGAAAGAAGCUGACAGGAUUGCUCCCCUGUACUUACUUAUGUGUUUGCCGUGUACAUUUAUGAACGUUUAUUUUAUAUUUGGGGCCUUUGAAUUCUUAACUCUGAACUCUGGAUUAAUAACAUUUUAGGAAUCUUCCAGAAUGGCUAAUUCUAUUGCUGGGAAGGACUCAGUGACCCCGGUCUAUUUUAGGAGAGAGGGUGGUAUGGGGUUGGGAGCAGAUGAGAUGGAGGUGCUUGGCAGUGGGUGUGUUGUAAGCAGAAAGCGUACGCUUCAAUUCCCAUGACCCACCUCCUUCAGUUACUAGUUUCUUGGGGUUGGGGCUAAAUCCAUGAUGGGUCAGAGAAAAAUGAGCGGCGGCAGGAACCAGUCAAAGCAAGGCAGAUCUUAAUUUUACUGUUGCGACAGAGUUUCUCACCUUACAUGUUGCAUGGAGGUGAGGAGCCAAGACAAGUGUGUGUAACAACUUUUAAAGACUUGAGAAAUUGCCAAUAAUUAUUAUAAUAAUAAUAAUUUAUUUUUUAUACCCCCCCCCCAUCUGGCUGGGUUUCCCUUAGCCCAGAGGUUUUGGACUUUUUUGAGUCCACGGCUCCCUUGACCAACUACAUUCUUUCUGUGAGGCUCAGGAGCCCAGCUAUGUCACCCCUUGCCAGCAGAGCUGGCAGCCUCUCGUCCUUUUUCUGACUCCUUCCCUUGUGGAGUGUUCCUUCUUCUUCUCUCCCCUCUCUUUAGGAGUCCUCUGGACAGCCGCAGCUGUCGCCCCUUCCCUAAAGAGAGGUGUCUCCUCACGCUGCCCCACAGGGCCUGGGAAGCACCCCCUGGCCAGCUCCAGAGGCACCGUUCGCCUGGGGAGCUUGUAGCCAGGGGUGCUGCAACAAACAGCUGCACAAGCCUUUGGGAGGCAGACAUGCAAGAAGGCAUGGGGGGGAGAGAAAGAGGGACAGAGGCCAGUGUUGCUUGCGGCACCCUUGACCAUCAUUCAAGGCACCAAAGGGUGCCACAGCACCCUGGUUGAAAACCACUGCCCACCCAACAAGCAACAGACAUACAUCACAGAAAGAGGCAGCCUUGUCUCCUGGCUUGUCUCUUGUCAUGAUACCUGAGAAUGUUUGUUGGUUGCCCUUUCCUGACAAGUCUGAGCCUUUCCCUUGAAAUGGUAAAUACCUCAGCUCUUGAAUCCAUUGUCACAGAUCUACCCCUAUUUAUGUGAGAUGUUUAUAGCUUUUGAAGGAUUUGUAAGUGGAAAGAACUAUUGGGAAAGGUUUUUCCUUCAACUGCAGAGUAAAUAUCUGGGGUCAUUAAGAGGGCUUCUGGAUUGCUCUGUGAACUCAAAGAAAGUGUCUUUUUUUCCAGGGAAGAUUUUAUAAUUUUUGAAUGGUAAAGGAUUGUUUUUUCUCUAGGGUGCGUGUCUGCUAUGUGUGCACCUUAAGAUUUGUGUAACACUCAUGCCAACUUCUGUUGCCCAGCGCCUGCAAGCCCCCUACUGUGGACAUCAUAGAAUGCUUGCAGUUGUGUGUUUUUUAAACCACACCAGCCACUGCUCAUCAGCAGAACUGAGCAGCUUCUGUGAGUGAAAUGAAGAGCUGUUUCUCAGAAGGGGAAGCCCUGGGAGAGACUAGGGUUCAAAUACCUCCUUACUCAGCUGUGCAGCUCACUGGGUGACCUGGGGCAGGUUGUCAUCUUGAGCUCCUUGGAGAAAAAGAUGGGAUAUCAUUGCAGACGCCCUCAGAAGGUGGUGGACUCUUCUUCUUUGGAGGUUUUUUAUACACAGAGGUUGGGUGGCCAUUUGCAAGGGAUUCUUGAAUUGGAUUCCUGUUUUGCAGGCAAUUGGACUAGAUGCACCUUGGGGUUCUUUCCAAAUCUACAAUUCUAUGAUUUUGUUUAUGUGUCAUUUUAUUGAUUAGAUAGGAAACCCCUUCGAGACUGCUCUGAGAUGCCAGGUUGGAUAUAAGCGCCAUAAAUGAGAAAAGAGAGAGACACGUCGGCCUGUGAAUGACCCCAGGCAGCUGGCAGAAGGACUCGGACAUAGAGGCAGAGGGAACCUGGAGGCUUCAGGACGAAGUUGCUGUUAAGCACUGGACACAGUGCCGCCUGGAAAAGGUGAGUGGCCGUCUGCAAGAUCUUACAGAGCUCAUGAGAUCUUGUGAGAUUUCAGGAAGAUCUCACAAGAUCUUGCUAGUGUUGUAAACAAAAAUUGCCCUUUUCCCUUAUGGGGUAUCCAAGAGCCCAUAUAGAGUCCUUACAUAGGUUCCUUAUUGGUAGGAGAAAAUAACAGAGGCCAACCAGAGAAUAUUGAGAAGCAAAGCAGCUAGUAAGCUUGAUCUUUAUUGAUCUGUUGCAACAGGGUGCUCCCCUCACAUGCAGGAAAGGAGGAGGACCCAGAAAAAUGGUGUGCAAGGUCUUAUAAAGACUUUUGAAAUUGCCACCCUGUAGAUCAAGACCACCCCCAGAAACAUCAUACAUACAUCACAGAAGGGGUGUAACCUAAGACCACCCCUCAGAUACAUCAUACCUACAUCACAGAAAAGGCGGUCUAAACAGAAAUUUGAAUGUUGUUUUUCUCCUGUCUGGCAGGUUACUUGAUUGGAUACCCUGCUUACUAGACUGGAUUGCCUGGGGAGCCUGGCCAGUCUUUUGUAAUGAUAAAUACUUAGUUCCUGGGCCAGGUCACAGGCUCACACCCUAUUCAAACAGAGACAUACCCUUAAGACAGGAUUUGUGAAGGAAAAGACAAUGGGGAGGCUUUUCCAGUUUGACCUUGCAGAGAAAACAUUUGCUCAGUUUAGGAAUCAAAAUGGUUCCAGGUUGGCCUUCCUGUGCUGAUCUAUGUACGUACCCGGUUGGUACACUCACGAACAUUACCAUGUAUCUAAGACCUCAAAAUUCCUAUCACACUAGCCCAAUACUGCUAUUAAACCAACUAGAUUUAGUAGGAUUAUGCAUAGGGUUUCCAUGUUGGGUUGCAGCUAGCACUGUGGGCAGGGUAAGGUCCUGGCACUUACAUGAUCUCCCACUACUGACAUUGCUGGUGCUGGCAGGGUUGAGUAAGGUUGGCACAGUGCAAACACACUGGUGCAGCCAAACUCGUGCUCAUGCCAGUGUGUUCACACCACAUCAACCUCACCUCCUUCCUCCUCUACCUUCUUGUAAGCCACAGUGAUGUCAGCGUUGGGAGAUAAGCUAAGUGCCUCCCCCCCACCGGAUGGCUUAUGAUUUUAAAAGAUUCCACCUUCUCCCCAAGUAGUGUUUUCAAGCGGCCAUUGUAGCUGUGCUUUUAACAGCAGCUCAACAUGCAGACAUAGGGUGAUAUUCAAUUAUGUUUUUGGUUACUGAGAACAAACAAGAGUGUACAGAAACAAGAUUGGGUGCAGGCCUGGCCAGGACAUAGGCGUGACACACCUGUGACAAAGGUGAGCUGUGUGCUUGCUUGCUUAACAGCUGUUGGGAAUGUCAAUUUCCCUGCUCUCCCUUCUUAAUGGUCUUUAUAUUGGACCUGGAGACUCCAAUAGAGAGCAUUCCAUGUCAAGAAGGAGGGCAAGUGGGCACCCUAUCAAAUGACAAGGCAGGAGCUACACGGAGCAGGGCCUUUUCACUGGUGGUGCCCAUUGUAUGGCUUGCUCUUUCCAGACCUGCUCUCUUUUGGCCUGUAAUUUGGAGCUUUAUAAUCUAGGAAGACUUUGGAAUAACAGGUUGACAAGUCAUCAGUCACUGAAGUAUGAGCAGAUUUUAUUGGUUGUUAUUCUGGGUUUCUGGCGCACCAGGGUUUACACCAGCGUAAUAGAGUUGGCCAGGAUGAAAGAAGGGAUACAAUUUCUGAGCUUUUUCCAUUGUCUGCGCAGCAGGGGCUGUUCAAUCAACAGUGCAAAGGCUGAGCUGAAGCGUUUCCUGCUGGUUACCUGCUUUCAGCAGUAGGGGUUGCUGUUUGGUAGUACCCAGUUGGUUAGUUGUCAGAUUCUAGAGCUCCCUAUUGGUGGCUCUUAGGUAAUUCCAAAAAUACAGUCCAUUAAUAAAACAGUGUUCAUUCAGAAAGCGGUAACAUAAAUCUCCAUUGCUACAUAUUGGGUGUGUAUUUCAGCAGUUGAAUGCACAGCUUUACGGCCACGCUGUAGUGUAGUGCUUAUGCAACUGUGAAUAAAAGGUGGCUGGGCUCAUUGUCCCGGGGUUUGUGGGGGGAGGUGAUGUAGCAGGAACCCCCCACCCCAAUCCUUCAGUUUGUACAAACUUCACACACUCACACUCACACACUACAUAUGCCACACUUCUGUUAUAAAUUCAUAGAAAAAUCAACCAUACAUCGGAUUUGCACUGUUCCAUUUUUAUUUUACUCCAUAUGACAAGGACUAUCAAAGGGGGGUGGCUUGGUUCUGGUCAGCCAUAAUCCCUUCACCAUCCCAGCACAUCCACAGGAGCCCUGCCCAGUUGCUAUGCCAACCCUGAUGGUCCUAGACAGAAGACCAUCAAGAUCACAAAGAACUUGCAUAUGGGAGUGGAUUCAGCAUGGACUGAAACAAAGGACAAUGAUCAGAUCUUCCCUCUGGGGGCAGGAAACUGCCAACUCCCCUUUGUCUCCUGGAAGUGACUCAUGGGCAGGGGGAAAGGAGGAACCAGCCAGGUGACAGGACACUCAGGUUACCACCACAACUCCUCCCUCAACCCCUCCUUUCUGUAAUGUAUGCAUGAUGUUUCUGGGGGUGGGCUUGACCUAGAGGAUGGGAAUUUCAAAAGUUUUUAUAAGGUCUUGCACACCAUCUUUCUGGGUCUUUCCUCUCUCCUGCAAGUGAGGGGAACACCCUGUUGCAACAGUUCAAUAAAGGCCAAGCCUACAGGCUGCUGUUUUGCUCCAAGUUAUCCUGGUUGGUGUCUUUGUUUUUGUCCAAGGGAGCCCUCGGAUUUUUCCGGUAACAGUGACAAAACUGAUUUUGAGUCUGUACUCUGAAUAGUGACACCAGGGACCUAGACGGUGCAGGGCUUGUCAGUCCAACCCCUGCACAGACUCAUCAGGGCUGGCCUUAAGGGAAUUGGAACAAUUGGGCCAAAUUGGGCCCUGGGGGCCGCUCCUAAAGGGGCCCCCACACCAGGGCAAUCUAGAUGGAUUUAUUUAUAUGAGAUUUUGCAGACUUUGGCUGUGAACUGGGGCCCUACAAAAAAAACUAAAGUUGGGCCCCACUUCCUCAAACUGGGCCCCCACUGGCUAGCCCUGAGUCUCAUAGUUGCUGGGCCUGAGUUUCCCUGCCCUUGCAUGAAGUCUUGGGUUUCCAAUUUUGAGAGAGGGGAGACUGCGGCACUGGGGAGAUGGCAGGCUGCUGAGGCCCCCUAGAUUUAGAGGCCCAAUUUGCCCUGCCCUCGCAUGAAGUCUUGGGUUUGCAAUUUUGGGAGAGGGGAGGUUGCCUGCUGGGGAGCGGGCAGGCUGGCCAGGCCCCCUAGAUUUAGAGGCCCUAGGAUUCAGCCUACUUAGCCUAUACAUAAAUCUGGCACUGGCUAUAUCCUAUACAGGAGCAGGGCCAUCUUCACCAUUGGCACUAGGGGUGCACGGCACCAGGGUGCCGGGCUCUCAGAGACACCAGGCGGAGUCUGGGGCCGAGCAUUGGAGUCCAGGGAAGAGCCGCCGACAGCCAAGCAGAGCAGAGCCCGUCGGAGUGCCACCGGCUCUUCUUCUGCUCUUCCCCAGACGCCAACACUCACCCCUGAACUCGUGCUGAGCCGCAACAGCAGAAGAGCCCAUGGCUCCCCAACAGGCUCGGCUCUUGGCUCUUGCCCCAGCUGCAUGGCAGCUAACUGUUUUGGCACUGCACCCAGAGUGCCGUGUAACGUUGUGGUGGGAUCUGCCAUGCGCCAACAGCACUGAAGGCAGCAACAAAACCCAAUGAAUAGGAGCAUACGGAUCCGGUCUGGAGAUGUUGCCUCUGAUGCCGCUUGCAUUCCCCAUCGUUCUGCACUGGCACCCCAUGUUGGACGGUGCUGGGAGCGUGCGCUGACAGCCAAGGAACCCGCAGCUUGGCACACGCAACAGGAUGCGUUGCACAGUGCCCACAAUGUUACACGGCACUCCGGGUGCUUCAUGCGCAGCCAAAACAGUUAACUGCCAUGCAGGAGGGGGCAGCAGGUGGACAGCAUGGCGACUGUGCAUGCUGCCCGACAUUUUGUCCCCCCCCAGCAUGGAACCUGCACCCCCCUUCGUACACCCCUGUGCCUGGGGUGCUGGCACCCCUUUUGGUUGGCGCUGGGAGUCCCUGUGUCCCACAACCGUUCUAAAGGUUCUAAAGGUAAACAACUAUUUCUUUUAAAAAGCCAACAACUUUGGGGUCCCCCACCCCUAAAAAAAGGUCAACAACAAACCUCUUCUGAUCAGCAAGUCCUAGGCUCUGUGGUUUAACCCACACCGCCACCCGCGUCCCUAAAGUUAAGAUACUGACAGGAAUAUUAAUCUGAGAAACCAUAAACUUGUUAAUGUUUGUAAAAUAAACUUGGUUUUUUGGUUCACUUUUAACAGCUGACUGGACUCAGUGUUUUACCAGAGAGUAACUGGUUGGUGGCAGCAGGGAAGCGAGCACAGUGGUGGCACAGGGAUCAAUAGACCAUUAAACGUCCGGGGACCCUGUGUGAUCGCCACACCUCUGAACACCAGUUGCUGGAAAUCAUAGGGAAGGAAAGGGCUCCUGUGCUCAGAUCCUGCUUGCAGGUUUCCCAGAGGCAUCAGGGACUAGAUGGGCCCUUGGCCUGAUCCAGCAGAUGCCCUUCUUAUGUUAAGGCCUUUUAAAAAACACAAUAUAACAUUGCAACCUAUUUCUGGAUCGCACUCACAGUGGGGAGCAGGCAUUUGGUGAUGUUGUAACAGAGCUUCGGUUGUCAGCUGCCCUCUCUGGAGGGUACCCUCCUUGCUGCACCUCGCAAGCAUCACCCUCUUGGCAGGAACAUCAGGGAAAUUUAGUGGGCAGCCCCUGACAGGAUUGGGAAGCACUUAACCCAAUGGAGAGGGUAGGCUCAAGGAGGGCACAGGGUUGGCUAUAAGGGCCCUCACUUCCCUCAAGGAUCUCCUUGAGGGUUCGUUGAAGCCUUCCCAGAAACUCGGGCCAGGACGUUGUGCUAACAAAUACACCUAAGAACAUGGGCAUAUCCAAUUAUUAAGUUGGUUGGGUUCAGAAAAGCAAACACUUUUCCUCUCUUCUUUUUUGUAUAAUUUUUUAUUAAGUUUUUCUAUUUCACCUUUUAGAAUAUUCAUUCAAACAACCUUAAAAUAUCAGUGACUUCCCUCCUUCUCUUUCCACGGUUCAGUUUGCUUGCCAUAAAUCCCUGCAUAUUUUACAUAAACUAAACCAUUCAGUAUUCCAUUAUUACAUCCAUCAAAACUUAUUUACACUGUUGAAUUUAUCUUAAUGCUGCCAGUGUUUUUAAGUGUACACAAUUUCCCCCCAUAUAUUCAAUAAACAUUUUCCAGUCUUCUUUAAACAUAUGUUCUUCUUGUUCUCUUAUUCUAUAAGUUAAGUCUGCAAGCUAUGCAUAUUCCAUCAUCAGUUUAAGUUGCUAUUCCUCACUUGUUUUCCAUUUUACACUUUAAGGUAAAGGUAAAGGGACCCCUGACCAUUAGGUCCAGUCGUGGCCGACUCUGGGGUUGCAGCACUUGUCUCGCUUUACUGGCCGAGGGAGCCGGCAUACAGCUUCCGGGUCAUGUGGCCAGCAUGGCUAAGCCGCUUCUGGCGAACCAGAGCAGCUCACGGAAAUACCGUUUACCUUCCCGCCAGAGUGGUACCUAUUUAUCUACUUGCACUUUGACGUGCUUUCGAACUGCUAGGUGGGCAGGAGCAGAGACCGAGCAAUGGGAGCUCACCCCAUCGCACCGCCGACCUUCUGAUCGGCAAGCCCUAGGCUCUGUGGUUUAACCCACAGCGCCACCCUCUUUCCAAAUCCCUGAAAAAGGACUUGUGGAAGGGCUGUCUUCAAGCUCCUGUAAUCUGCACCUUUGGAAUUGCUUAGAGGGGCUGGUUGAGGGGCAUGGCGUGGUUCUCACAGUGGCAUGGCAGGUGUCCUAACGGGAAACCCACAAGCAGGAUUUGAUCACCAGAACACUUUCCCCUCCUGGGGCUUCCAGCAACUAGUAUUCAGAAGCAUUUACUGAGGCAGAGCAUAGCCGUCAUGCUUAGUAGCUGUUGGUAGCCGCUGCCCAGAGCCGUCUUUCCUAUAGGGCUUAUUGGCACGUUGCGCCAGGGUGCUGGCCUCUCAGGGGCGCCCCAGUGAGUGAGGGAGCUGCGUGGCUUUGCCGGCGACCUCCCCUUUCCCUGCAUGCCCGCCAGCUGUGCCCUGUCAACCAUAUGGCUGGCUGGCGGGGAAUGGGGUAACUGUGCCUCUAAAGAACCAGGUGCGCAGCCUGGGAGUCAUUCUGGACUCACAAUUGUCCAUGGAGGCGCAGGUCAAUUCUGUAUCCAGGGCAGCUAUUUACCAGCUCCAUCUGGUACGCAGGCUGAGACCCUGCCUGCCCGCGGACUGUCUCGCCAGAGUGGUGCAUGCUCUAGUUAUCUCCCACUUGGACUACUGCAAUGCGUUCUACGUGGAGCUACCUUUGAAGGUGACCCGGAAACUACAACUAAUCCAGAAUGCAGCAGCUAAACUGGUGACUGGGAACAGCUGCCGAGACCACAUAACACCGGUCUUGAAAGACCUACACUGGCUCCCAGUACGUUUCUGAGCACAAUUCAAAGUGUUGGUGAUGACCUUUAAAGCCCUAAACGGCCUUGUUCCAGUAUACCUGAAGGAGCAUCUCCACCCCCAUUGUUCUACCUGGACACUGAGGUCCAGCGCUGAGGGCCUUCUGGUGGUUCCCUCACUGUGAGAAGCCAAGUUACAGGGAACCAGACAGAGGGCCUUCUCGGUAGUGGCGCCCGCCCUGUGGAACGCCCUCCCACCAGAUGUCAAAGAGAAAAACAACUACCAGACUUUUAGAAGACAUCUGAAGGCAGCCCUGUUUAGGGAAGCUUUUAAUGUUUGACGGACUAUUGUAUUUUAAUAUUUUGUUGGAAGCGGCCCAAAGUGGCUGGGGAAACCCAGCAGAUGGGCGAGGUAUAAAUUAUUAUUAUUAUUAUUAUUAUUAUUAUUAUCAUCAUCCCUGCAGAGGCUUAGGAUGGCCCUGCCGCUGCCUCUGUGAAUUUGUCCAAUUUUUAAAAAUCAUUUUAACGUUGACUUUUAAAUUGUUGUAACCUGCCCUGGGACCUCAGGGUGAAGGGUGGGUAAUAAAUUAAGAUAACAUCACCAUCAACAAUAACUUCAGGGUUGCACCCCUCUGCUCCCUGGAACAAAUAAGAGAACCUGAUCUCUGCUAAACAGUACGGAACCCUCCCUGGGAAUAAUGAAGAAAUGUCAAAAGAAUCGUGAUGGACAAGAGGCAUCAAUGUGGAGACUUCAACUUGCUGGAUUUCCAACUCCCAUUUCCCCUCCUCAUUGACUGUGCUGAUGGAGGAUGAUGGGAGUUGGAGUCCAACCAAGAGCAAGUGGAGUAAUCCAUGUGACCUACUCCUGAGACUGGAGGCUCCCUGGCCCAAAGGCUCAUGGGAGGAGGCUGGCAUAUUCAUUUAUUCAUUUACUUAUAUUGCAUUUCUAUCCCAUCUUUUUCUCCAAGAGCUCAAGGUGAUGUCCAUAGCGCUCCCUGUCAUUUAAUCCCCACAGCAACCCUGUGAGGUAGGUUAGGCUGAGAGGCAGUGACAGGCCCAAUGAGUUUCAUGGCCAAGGGGAGAUUUGAACCCUGGUCUUUCUCCCAAGUCCAAGUCCGGCACUCUAACUGCCACACCACCACGGUUUCUCAAAUGAUUUCGAAAUGAUUACUUUGAACCUUUCAAUCUCUUCAAGAAAGAGCUGGUCAAGGACCUGAAAAGAGGGCACCUUAACCAUGAGUAGAUAUGUUCGUCAUGAGGACAGGGUGGCCCCAUCAUAAGGACCUCACUUUAGUCCUCAGGAGACCAAUGUUUGCAGUUCUCUAAACUACAAGGGCUCUGUUCCUGGGGACAAGGGUCCUUUGAGGUGGCUUAAUGGCAAGGGCCUCCCUGGCCACUUCCGUGGAACUUGGCUUUGAAGUAUGAAGGGGUGGUGGUGGAGAACUAGGUUCUCACACCCAAAAAGCCAAGGGAAGGCCUGGCUCUCAGCCAGAUCAGCAGCCUGGAGGACUCACAGCCCACCUGGGUCAUUGCCCCUCUAGGCUGCCACAUAUCUAUCUAUAUAUAUAUCUGACAUGCUCCCUUCAGAGAGCAGGCUGGGAGCAGGGAUUGCAGACACAGCCAGGCUAUGGAGAUCAAGGAGACGAUGGAAAUUGUCACUCAAGAAGCUCUGCUCCGAGCACCAGCAGUGGUGAGUCCCUCCCUGCAUUGAGAUCGGAGUCUUUUCUUUCUUUCUUUCUUUCUUUCUUUCUUUCUUUCUUUCUUUCUUUCUUUCUUUCUUUCUUUUACGUACGUUCUGAAAAUAAAUAUUCUUAUUUUUAGCACUCUGUAGGCUGUUGCAUAUGCGUGAGAUCAUGCUUAUUAUUAUCUGCAUUAUUCAAAACAACUACUUUAUUUAUUAAGCUGCAAACAUAACAAGACAACGACAAUGAUGGAAACAAUAAGAACAUUCCACCAAUCCUAAUUUAAAUGUAUAUGUUUAUCUAGGUAGCUCCAAAAAGUUAUCUAAUUAAGACCGAGGACUAAAUACAUCAUUGGAGAUGCUACCUAUUUAUAUUUUUAUUGGGUUUUGCGAGAUAAAUGAAACCAUGCAUCACAUUUUACAAACAAUAACAACAAAAACUAACAUACAAAUGGGAAAGUCAGUACUGAGAUGUAUGAAUCAAUCAGAGAAGUGUAGAAUUGGAAGGGGACUCAAAGGGGUUCUCUAGUCCAAUCGCCUGCAAUGCAGGAACCUCAGCUAAAGCGUCCAUGACAGGUGGCCAUCCAGCCUUUGCUUAAAAACCUGCAAUGAAGGAGAGUCCACAACCUCCUGAGGAAGUUGACUCCACAAUGUUAUACAGGUAAGUAUAAUCGUAUCUGGGUGUUUAAAGUGUUGUAUUCCUCCAGAAGUCCACAUGUCUUUUUUCAGUCUAGGUUAGGGUUACCAGACGUCCUCGUUUCCCGGGGACAGUCCCCAGAUUUGCGAAUAAGUCUCCGGACAAAUUCCAUCCCCGUAAUGUCCCCGGAUUUCAUCUAAUGUCCCCGGGAAACGCAGCAGCGGCAGUCUCAGCAGCCCAGAGCAGUUGGCUCUGGCUGGCUUCAGGAGCUGCUCAGAAGUCCCCAUGUGAUGGUGGUGCAGGGGCUCUAAGAUGCAGCUUCCGGGCUGCCUCCACCUUCCCUGACCCCAGCAACUCAGCUGUGAAGGGAGGCUUCAUGCUGCCUAUCGGAGCAGCCUCCCAACUCCUACUUGCGUGCAAGCAGGAGGGGGCAGGGAUCUCUCAGUUAGGCAAUGGGAAACCUCCCUUCCCAGCUGAGGGAUCCCUGCCCCCUCCUGCUUCCACACAAUUAGGAAUGGGAUUGGGGAUGCUCCAGUGACCUCGCCACCGCUGCUCUCGGCCCUCCUUCUCCACCUUCCAUGCCUGACCCACUGCGCACCGCUUCCCCACCACCACCACCACUGAAGAACCAACAACUCAGGGGCUGCCCAGGCUCAUGGACAAAGGAGAUAUAAGUCUUGGAGGAAGAGAAAACAUGGCAGUUGAGGUCAAGGCGGCGGCCGCCCCUCUGCCACCACCAUCGCUGCAGCAUCAAUGUCCCAAACGUGUAGUAUGUACCGUAUUUUUCGCUCUAUAACAUGCACCAGACCAUAACACGCACGUAGUUUUUAGAGGAGGAAAACAAGAAAAAAAAUAUUCUAAACGAAACAGUGGAUGUAUUAUUUUUGUGGUUCAUGCUGUGGCCACAGACAUGUGAUCUGACAGUGAGUUUGGAGUAGCCCAAUGCAAAAUUCCUGAGGAUCCAUGUGGAUCCAUGCUUUGUAACCACGUUUUUGCACCACUGCGACCCCAGGCAACAGUGGGUGCAUGAUUUUUUUGGUGCAAGAUGUAGCCAUGGACAUGCUAUGUGAUCUGAUGGUGAAUUUGGGGUGACCCAGUGCAAAAAUCCUGAGGAUCCAUGUGGAUCCGUGCUUUGUAACCACGUUUUAAGUGGGGAGGGAAGGAAAAGCACUCAAGGGACAAGGAGCAUGCAUGGGGUGUGUGGAGAAGGAUGCUGCUAAUAAUGCUAUUUAGUGAGCUGAGUGGGGAGGAGAGAGGAACAGAGAGCCUGCUUGCUUUAAAGGAGCCAACCAGACAGGAGCCGCUUACCUCUCCUCUCCCGCUUUGCUCCUUUAAAGCAAACAGGCUCUCUGUCCCUCUCUCCUCCCCACUCAGCGGCUCUUCUCCCGCUUUGCUGUUUCAAAGUGAGCCCCGGAGGAGGGAAGGAAGGGGAACCAUGGAUCCUCUGCUCACGACUGCAGCAGAUCCCCCCGCCAUCUGUAGGCAUUCCCUCCAUAACACGCACAGACAUUUCCCCUUACUUUCUAGGAGGAAAAAAGUGAGUGUUAUGGUGCAAAAAAUACGGUAUGUAUGUAUGUAUGUAUGUAUUUAAAGUGUCCCCGGAUCAUUGAAAAAAAUCUGGUAAGCUUAGUCUAGGUAAGGAAUUCUGCAGGUUCUUUUCCUUUCAUAACUCAGAGAUCUUCACUGAAGGUUUUUAAACAGAGGUUAGAUGGCCAUCUGUCAGGGAUUCUUUAGCUGGGAUUUCCUGCAUUGUGAGGGGUCAGACUAGAUGACUCUAGAGGUCCUUUCCAACUCUAGUUCUGUGAUCUACACUGCAGUUACUACAGACUUUAGGGUACCUUUUUAAAUAAGCAGCAGUGCAGCUUGAGCAACCGAGAAAACAAAGACAACUUCAGGUCAGUCUUAGAGUCCUGUGUGUUAUAAGUAACACCGGCUUCCUUUAGUUGCACCCACUUACAAGGGAGUAAUCCCCACUGAACUCACUGGGACUUGCUUCUCUGUUGGCAUGUACAGGUUUGUGCUGCUAGGGACUCAGGAAAUACUGUAUUUUUCGCUCUAUAGGAUGCACCCGACCAUAGGACGCACCUUGUUUUAGAGGGGGAGAACAAGGGGGAAAAAAAUCUCCCCCACUCUGCUCAGCGCCCCUUCAGUGAAGCGGCAGGAGAAACGCAGCCCCUUCCAUUUCUCCUCCCGCUUCGCUGAAGGGGCGCUGCGCAGCUCUCUCUCUCUGCUGAAGCCAGGAGAGUCUUGCUCUCCCGGCUUCAGCAAAAGGAACCUGAAGCCUCCGGAGCACAGCGGGACCUCCCGCUGCGCUCCGGAGGCUUCAGGCGGCUAUCCCUGUAGCCUGGACAGCGAGAGGGGUCGGUGCCCUCCGCUCUCCAGGCUUCAGCGAAACAACGCAAAGACUCCGGAGCACGGAGGGAGCGCUCCCUCUGCGGUUCAGAGGCUUCACGUUGCUAUCGCUGAAGCCAAGGAGCCUGCAUUCGCUCCAUAGGACGUACACACAUUUCCCCUUAAUUUUUGGAGGGGGAAAAGUGUGUCCUAUAGAGCGAAAAAUACGGUACUUGAUCUUGGCUGAGGAUUGUGCAAAACUGUGUUGCAACAUCUCGUAUCCAUUCCACCCAUUUCUACAGUACCAGGGGGCCUCCAGACACCCUUUUCAUUUCACAGUCAUGAUGAUUUGUGCUCAUGAUGCUUCCCGGGUGGUCACACACAAUCCCGCUUUCAAUACUGUGACAUGCCACUCCAAUCUCUGAGCAGUGAGACGAUCCAGGGUUUCCAGGUGCUUAACCAGGUUUAGCUUCCUUGGAAGGAAGGUCAGGCAAAGACAGUUGUGCCUUUAGAAUAUAUGGUGUCAUUUACAUCUGAACAGAAGACAUUCACACCCAAACAGAUCUUGCAUGUCCUUUAGCCUCAGCCUUGGAACCAGUACAGAACAAGCAGGGCUCUGUGCUGCCAGUUCCCAGCCUGCUCCCAGAUCAUCUCUCUCUCUCUCUCUCUCUCUCUCUCUCUCUCUCUCACACACACACACACACACACACACUGGCUCAUUCUUUUGGGAUGCUGAUGAAGACCCUCAACUUGCCACCUAUGGCCAUAUUGUCUUACAAUAAACCAGUUUCACGAGAUUUUGAAUAAAUGUGCAACUAAUCGUUGCUGUUUUGAAUUUUAUUGUGUUGUUUUCUUCCUUAGUGGUUAACAUAAACUGUUACGUUCAAUCACUCAAUAAACCUUUAUGGGCGUACACAGAAGACUGGAAUAUAUGCAUCGAAACAUAAAAUUGGUAUCUGUUCACAGGAGGAGAUGCUUUAAGAUAAAACUAUACAGGCCUAGCAAGGUUGAAAAGUACCACUCAGGUCUUAUGACGAUGUAGUUUCAAGGCAUGGGUAGGCAAACUAAGGCCCGGGGGCCAGAUCCGGCCCAAUCGCCUUCUGAAUCCGGCCCACGGACGGUCCGGGAAUCAGUGUGUUUUUACAUGAGUAGAAUGUGUCCUUUUAUUUAAAAUGCAUCUCUGGGUUAUUUGUGGGGCCAGCCUGGUGUUUUUACAUGAAUAGAAUGUGUGCUUUUAUUUACCGGUAAAAUGCAUCUCUGGGUUAUUUGUGGGGCAUAGGAAUUCGUUCAAUUCCCCCCCCCCAAAAAAAUAUAGUCCGCCCUGCCCCCCUCCCACAAGGUCUGAAGGACAGUGGACCGGCCCCCUGCUGAAAAAGUUUGCUGACCCCUGGUCUAGACUGACCCACACUCCAACCCAAGUUGGCAUUUAUUUGGGAUCUGUGAAGCACCUGAAAACAAGUCUCUGCAUGUAUCACACCCACUCCUCUCUCCCCCUGCAAGGACUACCAUGCACUGGACCCGGAGUUUGUGGGCUGCCCCUGCUGCGGCUGCUGCCCCGACUGCUGCGGCUGCUGCCCCGACUGCUGCCCCAGCUGCUGCCCCCCCAGCUGCGCCUGCUGCUGCCGCUGGUGCUGCUGCCUGCCCAGGCUCCUGCUCCACCUGCCCAAGAUGCCCAGCUGCCCCGUGCACAUCAAGAGGCUCCUGAUCAUCGUGGUGAUCGUCGUCCUCAUCGUGGUGAUCAUCGUGGGUGCUCUCCUGAUGGGCCUCUACGUCACCCAGGCGCACACGGAGGCGGUGAGCAGAGCGAGGAUGCCAUGGGACGUUUAGGGCAGGCGUUGUGGGACACCAACCAGCACGGCCAACGUUCAGGGGUGGUGAAGGUUUUCAGGGGGUUGACCUAGGUGACCCAUCCAACUCUACAAUUCUGUGGUUCUAUUUCCCCCCCUCAAUUUUUUUUAUUAAUUUUCCAGAAUUUUUUUUUAAAACAAACAGACAUACAUCUCCACCGUAACUAAACCGAUCUUCAUAACAUUGUUAAGUGACUUCCUCGUAUCCCCCUGGUUGAAUUUCAGUGUAUAUCAUUUUAACGGUUUUCCAAAACCUAAAUUCUUAAAAAUUUAACUUAAUCACUUAACAUCUUUCUUUCUUAACCAUUCAACUUUAAACAUAUUAGUUCAUCACAUUACAUAUUUAAAUCCUAAGCCUAUCUGGUAAUUGCGAGCUUUCCAAUUAAGUUAAUUUAACAUGUUUAACUAAAUAGUCUUUAAAUUUCAUCCAUUCUUCCUGGUAGUCCUCCUCCUUCUGGUCGCGGACUCUUCCAGUCAGGUCAGCUAGCUCCGAAAAGUCCAUCAUCUUCACCUGCCAAUCUUCCACUGUUGGUACUUCUUGUGUUUUCCAAUUCUUAGCUAAUAAAAUUCGAGCAGCAGUUGUGGCAUACAAAAAUAAUUUAACAUCUUUCUUGGGCUCUACAAUUCUGUAGUUCUAGGCCAGGCGUAGGCAAACUCAGCCCUCCGGAUAUUUUGGGACUACAACUCCCAUCAUCCCUAACUAGCAGGACCAGUGGUCAGGGAUGAUGGGAAUCGUAGUCCUGCCAAAACAUCUGGAGGGCCGAGUUUGCCUACGCCUGUUCUAGGCUGUAGUACCAACAAGAUCAGCAUUAGGAAAGGUGUGAAAUGAGCGGAGCCUAGGACAAAAUGUUGCAGCGUGAUGUGUUCCUGUUUGAGGCUCCAGCCCGCCAUGACCUUUUCCAGGAUAUUCCAUUACAUAUCCUCCCCUGGUUUUCUGCCUGCCUGUCCUCCAACCAGCAGUGAAAAUUCAGUGUCCACUAAGCAUGCUUAGUUCCUACCCACCAGGGAGGCAAUCAUACCUCCGCAAACAGUGGGGUUCUCCAAGUUUGAUGAUACUUCUAGCUUUUUGGCACAGAUCGUAGUCUUUUAGCUGCGGAAGUCUAGGCCCUUGGUCAGUGAGUUUGCUAAGGAUUGGGGCCCGCAGCAAGGCAGGGGAUGCUACUUCUGGGAGUGGUUGUUGCUGCAGGAUGCUGGGAACAAGGCACCUCUUGUCAACACACUCCAUCAUUUGCAGGUUUUGCAGAUGACCAUCGAGGGCCUGGAAGGAGAAGACUCGCAGCUGAACCUCUCUGUCAAUAUGGAAGAAGUGGCCACUUUCUAUGUCAAGGACCAGACUAACGACCCAGCCACAGUCAUUUAUGACUUCAGCAAGGUGAGGGGCAACUGGCAAGUGAGUUGUGCCACAUCUACACUGCACCAGGGCAUAGCCGACUUCCGCCGCAUCAGGCUGUUUAUACUUUGCUUCUGAAUGCUCAAAAGCCGAGCCACCAUUCUCCACCCCACAGCAUUUGCCGCCUGAGGCCAUCACCUCACUUUGCCCAAUGAUAGGGCCAACCCAGGCUGGGUGGGAGCCAGAUUCGCAAAUUCAUGUAAGAGAAUUUUAAGGAGAGUUUUACCUGGCAACUUUUAGCUUUAGCACAGAGGGAUUUUACAGUCUGAGCUGACCUAGAAAACAAAGCCACCUUCCUUUCAGACAUUGCCUUUUUCUUUUUGGUACAGAGUACUGGCACACACACACACACACACACACACACACACACACACACCCUUUUUGCUGUCCAUGGUAGUCAUUUUGACCUAACAUCCACAGUAUUUUUAUCAAGGUGUGAGUACAACCAACACCUCCAUUUUUACCAAAAAAAGAGCACACCCAUUUCCAUGCCAUCCAUAGCCAAACCUGAAAACUGCUAUAAGAACCUAAGACAGGCAUCCCCAACCUUCGGCCCUCCAGAUGUUUUGGACUACAAUUCCCAUCAUCCCUGACCAUUGGUCCUGUUAGCUAGGGAUCAUGGGAGUUGUAGGCCAAAAUAUCUGGAGGGCAGCAGGCUGGGGAUGCCUGACCUAAGAAGAGGCUGCUGGAUCAAGCCAAUGGCCCAUCUAAUCCAGCAUCCUCUUUCCCCCCCCCCAUACCGCUUUAUAUUUUUAAUAAAAAUCUCAAAGCAGUUUACAGCAUAUUAGAUCAGGGGUCAGCAAACUUACAGCGCCUCGGGCCAGUGUCUCCAGCGCUGAUCACACAGCGGGCCAAAGGGCAGGGGAGCACAUGCCCAUACGCUAUUUCCGGCGCACUUCCGGGUCGGAGGAGCACCGGAAAUAGCUUGUGCGCAUGUGCACGGGCCUCUUCCGACCCGGAAGGGCGCCGGAAAUAAUGCUUGCGCGUGCGCAAAUAACACUUGUGCAUGCGCACAAGCUAUUUCCAGUGCUCCUCCGACCCAGAAGUGGGCAGCCGUGCAGCACAGUGCCAGUAAGUGUGGGCAGUGGCAGUGGAUGGCGGGGGUCAUUGCGGGCUGGAUAAAUGAGUCCCUCGGGCCUUAUCCGGCCCACAGGCCUUAGUUUGGGGACCCCUGUAUUAGAUCAAUCAAUAAAACAAUAGCUGGGUGAUGUUCCUCUGGCCUCAUGAGGAGCCUCUUCAAUAGGGCUGGUUGAGUGUGGGCCACAGUGUGUCACAGUGACCAACCAGAUGCCCCAAAAGGAAACCCACAAGCAGAAUUCGAUGACAAGAGCAAUUUCCCUUCCUGUGGUUUCCGGCAACUGGUAUUCAGAAGCAUUGCUGCCUCUGACUGUGGAGACAGAGCAGAGCCAUCAGUAGCCCUCUCCUCCUCCAUGAAUUUGUCUAACCCUCUUUUAAAGCCAUCCAAGUUGGUGGCCAUCCUGUGGGAGGAAGUUCCAUAGUUUAACUUUGCGCUAAGAAGGACUUUCUUUUACCUGUUCUGAAACUUCCAUCAUCCAGUUUCAUUGGACGCCCGCAAAUUCUAGUACUAUGGGAGAGGGAGAAAAGCUCUUCUCGUCCACUUCCCCCCUGCCUUGGCAUUUGACUGUGUACAGUGGUACCUUGGGUUACAUACGCUUCAGGUUACAUAUGCUUCAGGUUACAGACUCCACUAACCUAGAAAUAGUGCUUCAGGUUAAGUAAUUUGCUUAAGGAUGAGAACAGAAAUCGUGCCCCAGCGGCACGGCGGCAGCAGGAGGCCCCAUUAGCUAAAGUGGUGCUUCAGGUUAAGAACAGUUUCAGGUUAAGUACUUAACCCGAGGACCACUGUACAUACUGCAGAAUAUCUUUUAUAAACAUAUAUAUAAUUUUUAUCAGUUUUUCAACAUAUCAUUUUCAACAAUAAUUAAACGUACUUUUACAUCUUAUCCAAUUUUUGACUUCCAUCAAUCACAUCUGAAAAUUUUCCAAUCUAUUCACUUAAUUUACAUUUCUUAUUUUCACUAUUACUUUUAAAUCUCAUAACUAAUAUCUCUUUUCUUUCUCUUCUUUGCAAUAUUUCAUAUAUUUCUCCUUACAAAACUUCUUGUAGUCCUACUAGCGUAAUUUGUUGAUUACAGUUGCUCUUCAAAUAAUUUGUAUAUUUCUUCCAAUCUUCUGUAAAUCUCCGGUCCUGCAGGUUUCGAAUCCUUCCUGUCAUUUUAUCCUAUUCUGCAUAGUCCAUUAAUAUUGUCUGCCAUUCUUCUUUCGUCGGUAUUUCUUCUUGCUUCCAUUUUGCAUUACCCAUCGUAAUACCUUUGAUAUUCUGCAGAAGCAAUGGAAGCAUACUGCUGAAUAUCAAAGGUAUUACACUGGGUAAUGACAUAUAACUGAAAGGACUUGCUCUGUCUGCUCCCAGUUGCUGAUUGGCUACAAACCUUGGCCCGGACAAGCCUGCUAUGUCACCAGGAUGGACAAGGAGAACAUCCAAGGCCUGGACACGAUCCUCAAGGAAUUCCAGGUGAGGGUGGGAACCUUGCUGAAGGUGGAAGUGGUUUGAAGUAGAGCAGUGGCUGCUCCAUUUGGGCAAGAGGGGCCCUGCCCCACAAAACUCAGCCAGCCCUUACUCGCUUCCCCCUGACAACCAGGCCAGGGGGGUAGACCUGUCUGUCCAUUUCCUUUGUCUCAGUGUUGCCCUUUGUAGAACUCAGCAGGGAAGAGGAGGGGGAUGUGGACAGAAGUGGGAAGAGUCUGCUUUGCCAGUCAUUGGCUCUAGCGCCACCUGCUGCUGGCCUCCCUGCCUUCCGCCCCAUUAGUUCCAAGGAGCACCAGCCACUGCUGGGUUAGGAGCUCUUGGACCUCCAUAUCCAAAAGCCUUUGUGGGUUGAGGGUGGCAAAUGCACGGUAGGCAGAUGAUGAGCAGGCAGUGGUGGAGUCAGAGAUGCGCUCACUUCUUCUUCCACGGGACUCUUCUUACGAAGGACAGCAAAGCAGUUGCAGUAGUUCAUGUACUGGUGACUUCAAGUCUGGACUACUGCAGUGCGCUCUAUGUGGCGCUUCCUGUGGCGAUCACACAGGGUCCCCGGACGUUUCACUGUCUAUUGAUCCCUGUGCUACCACUUUAUUUCUCGCUGCCACCACCCAGGCCCUACCUGGUGCAAUACUGAGUCCAGUCAGGGUUAAAUUGGAACAUAAACUUCUGUUUAUUUAUUGCAGUUUAACAAGUGUGUGGUUUCAUAAACGGCAUCGGUCAAUUACAAUCAUGGGGUGCCUAUCCAGACCUAUAACUUCCUCUACCUGCUCUCAUUCACUAAACCACCUCUCAGAUAUUUACCGUAUUUUUCGCUCUAUAAGACGCACCAGACCACAAGACGCACCUAGUUUCUGGAGGAGGAAAACAAGAAAAAAAAUAUUUUGAAUCUCAGAAGCCAGAACAGCAAGAGGGAUCGCUGCGCAGUGAAAGCAGCAAUCCCUCUUGCUGUUCUGGCUUCUGGUAUAGCUGCGCAGCCUGCAUUCGCUCCAUAAGACGCACACACAUUUCCCCUUACUUUUUAGGAGGGGAAAAGUGAGUCUUAUAGAGCAAAAAAUACGGUACUUGUCUUCCUAGCUCCUAAAUGUUCCUGACGUAGCUUAUUUGACUACACUAACUCAACCUACCCACAGACUCCAUCCCAAUUCACUCCCACUCCAACCAACCACCCAACUCCCAGAGCUGGUUUUAUAGUCCCUCUGACUCCAACCCCUGGGUUUUGAUUGGAUAACCUGUUUAACUAUUUCACCUCCAGCACUCUCAUAUGUUAACAUCAUACUUCCCUUGCACUUGAUCCAGUGGCGUAGGAAGAGGGGUGCCACCUAAAUUAUAUAAUUUGGCUUUUGAAUGAUUGGUAUUUUUAAUGGUAUUAUCAUUUGGCAUUGUUAUAAUGAGGCUUUUAUUGGAUUAUUGUAAUUGAAAACUAAUAAGAAUUAUUUAAAAAAAAAAAAAAGUUUAAAUACUAAAACAGAUUAGCAUUACCUCAACUUUCUAAGCAACUGGGUGGGCUUGUCUAAACAGGAAUUUUUUUAGCAUGCACCAAAAAGAGUGCAUUUAUUCAUGAAAUAAAAAAUAACAAAAUAACCUCGCCUGUCUUCUAGAGGGAGAAGGAGGCAUUCCUGACAACUCUGGUUGAUCGCUCCAUCCUGGGCACCACAUUUAACAUCCUCUGCAGUCACGUUCCAGUCUUUCAGACUUAGUGAGGUGAGUGAUGAAGAAAGGUGUGGAUUAGAGACUAGAGAUGCUCAGAAAUUGAGGAUAGUUAUAACUUCAUGCCCUAACAGCUUCCACCGAGAUACACGAGUGCUGUGCUGCAAAUUUCUCUGACCCUUUCCCUUUUUUAACCAUUUCUCUGUUAACAAGUGAAAUAUACUCAGAGUCGAGAGUGGAUUUCAUGCUGUUUAUUCAGCUCAUAGUGGUGAGGAGGAAUGGAAGUUCCCCCAGAAUAUCUGCUUUAUAUACAUUAUUUACACAAUGGGCCCCACGUGAUUGGCUAAUUCCAGGAUUCUCCUGUAGGCCAAUCAGGUUGCGGAUUCACUUCCACCUGGAGCUGAAUUGGGUGGCUCCUGUGGACCAAUCAGACUGCUGCAUUCUGGAUCCUAUUGUUCUAGGACCAAUCAGACUGCUGCAUUCUGAAUCCUAUUGUUCUAGGACCAAUCAGACUGCUGCAUUCUGGAUCCUAUUGUUCUAGGACCAAUCAGACUGCUGCAUUCUGGAUCCUAUUGUUCUAGGACCAAUCAGACUGCUGCAUUCUGGAUCCUAUUGUUCUAGGACCAAUCAGACUGCUGCAUUCUGGAUCCUAUUGUUCUAGGACCAAUCAGACUGCUGCAUUCUGGAUCCUAUUGUUCUAGGACCAAUCAGACUGCUGCAUUCUGGAUCCUAUUGUUCUAGGACCAAUCAGACUGCUGCAUUCUGGAUCCUAGUCAACUCAGUACGUAACAACAAGAAAGGAAACUGAUCCAAGGGGAGAGAAAAUGUCAGUGAAAAUCUUGAGUGAGGGGUGCAGGGUUAGGGGUCAAACUUCCCUCGUUUCUGUGUCAGCCCAGAAACUGUGAGUGUCCCUUCCGUUGUCCUACAAAUGAUCCCACCCAUGGCCUGUGCUUUGUCCACCUCCUUGGCUGCCCCCUUGUGGGCCUCUGUUUCGGAUCAGGAAAUGUAGGCACCAGGGGAGGCUGCAGCCGUGUAGAGGAAAGAAAGCUCUCAAACGCCCUGAGACCUGUGAGUAUAGGAUAGUAUACAAAUUUAUUAUAAUAAUUAUACUAUCCCAACCUUAGCAACCUAAGAAUCAUAGAAUUGUGCUCUGUGCUGCUUUCAGCAUAUAC
Messenger RNA from Podarcis lilfordi (Lilford's wall lizard), 29744 nucleotides. The record is from the annotation of a GenBank genome assembly. NCBI's taxonomy places the organism in Eukaryota, Metazoa, Chordata, Lepidosauria, Squamata, Lacertidae.